GGAGGCUCUGCCGCGGGGAGGGGAGGACGUGAACGCGACCGACACUUCCAGUGCUUACCGGGUCGCCGUUCAGGCGCGAAGUAUUCGUUACGUGUAUUGUGUGUGUGUUUCGAGACUUGACUACAAACGAAUUACAACAACCAAAGGAAUAUAAUUGAAAAUGCAAGCAGUACAACAUUGAAAUGGCAAUGCGGAGUGGCGGAGCAAGCGCAGGGGGGCGCUCCCGUGGGGGGGACUCCCAGGCAGCGCGUGCGAUGGACGAAUUCGAGCAACUAGCAGGUCUGCGAGGACGAGCUGUAUAUGUGCUGGAACACCUGGCGACAUUCACGGUUACCAGGGAGACCGGGAUCGUGUAUCCUGCUGAUGGCAUGCGGCGGCUGCUGCAGCUGGAGAAGACAAAUGGAAUAUGGAGUCAAAAGAUGCAGCUAUGUUUAGAAGAACAAUGGGUUCUUGUGAUGGAUUACGAAACUGGAUCCAUAAUGGAGCGCUUCCCCGCGACCUGGGUGCAUUCGCCCACCGCCUUCACAUCACCAGAACCAGCUGAGCUCUACAACAAUGUGCUGGCCUUCGUGGUAGGGGCCCCGGAGACUGGUGGGGGCUCGCCGGGCGGUUCGAGACGGGAGCUGCAUAUAUUUCAAUGUCAUGACGUCAGCGCGCAGACCCUGGUUGAAGAGCUGAAUACUUUGAAGGGCGUAGGAAGUGGUGCCUCGGAGAGUGGCCGCGAUUUCGUCAUCGAGCGGGAGAGAGAGCGUGAACGAGAGACAGAGAUAGAACGACCUCGACGGCAGCAAAUGUCCGCACAGCUGGGCCGCGGGGAGCGCGGGGAGCGGGGAGGAUCCGGCGGGGAGAGAGAUGACGCAUCCUCUACAGGAUCCGAGCGUCUGUACGAACAGGACAUCGCCAUCUUAAACCGAUGCUUCGAUGACAUAGAGAAGUUCAUCGCACGGUUGCAACACGCAGCCGCUGCGUCUAGAGAACUCGAAAGACGUAGACGCUCCAGGGGAGGGAAGAGGAGCGCGGGGACAGGGGAAGGAAUGCUCGCGUUACGCACCCGUCCCCCACCAGAAAGGGACUUCGUUGAUGUGUUACAAAAGUUCAAGUUGUCCUUCAAUCUGCUAGCAAGAUUGCGCACACAUAUACACGAUCCAAAUGCCCCAGAGUUGGUCCAUUUUCUAUUCACGCCGCUCGCUUUGAUAGUAGACGCAGCUCAGGAUGUGGCUGAUGGUCGUCUGCCGUCUCGUGUAGUGCAGCCAUUGCUGACGAGAGACGCGCUCAAUCUGUUGGCCAAUUGUGUGACCAGUAAGGAAACAGAGUUGUGGCAUUCGCUUGGAGAUGCUUGGCUGAUACCAAGAGAACAAUGGAAAACAGCAAUACCUCCAUAUCAGCCCGUGUUCAUGGAUGGCUGGACGCCGGACUAUCAAGUAGACGAUCAGCCUUUGAGAAGGCCAUCACCUCGUCGCAGCGAAGGAAGGGUGGUGGAGGAAGCUGCGGGUAGUGCAGCGGAUGGUUAUGUUUAUGAAAGGGAUGAACCAGAUCUGUACGGGGAGAGGGAGUACGCACCGUAUCCAAGAAAUACGCGAACACUGACAAGAGAAGAUUCUGGAUCAGCUGCUUCCUCGCCGGAACGGGAACCUCCAUAUCGCCCCAAUGAACGUGAAGAUGAUGAUCUAGGAGAAGCGUGGGCGCAAGGGGUAGCGGCCAGAGGGGGGAGGGUGGUACGUGUAACCUACCCCAGAACUGCGAACAAUGAUAAGGAGCUGACUGUAGUCCGUGGGGAAUAUCUUGAAGUGCUAGACGACUCCCGCAAGUGGUGGAAGGCCCGCAACCGGCGCGGCGUGACGGCGCACGUGCCGCACACCAUCGUGGCGCCCGCCGUCACCCCGCCCUCCUCCCCGCACCUCUACCCGAACCCUAUCUAUACGCACUAUCAGGAAGGCGGCGGUCGGGGCUCCGGCGGCAGCAGCCCCACAGCGCCCGCGGAAAAGCCUAUACCCCCUCCCCCACCACCGCCGCCCCCUCCCCCUGAACCGCCCGUCGCGCCACCGCCACCGCCGCCUGUGACGAAAACUGAUACUAUCAAAUCUACAAAGUCAGCAGUGAGCACCAGCAGUGAUCUACACGAAGAACUAAAAGCAGUGCUACCACAGAUACAACGCAGGCUGGAGAUCAAGAAGACACCGGAUAUAUUUAUUCAUCAGAAAUCGAAUCCAGACGAAGUCGUGUCCUGGCUGGAACUAAAAGGCUUCAGCAGAACUGCCCAGAAGCAGCUGCGUGUGUCUGGUCACCAGCUGUUCGCGCUCUCCAGAGCACAGCUGGAACGCGUCCUGGGGCCAGACGAAGGGAAGCGGCUGUAUAGCCAGGUUCUGGUGCAGAGGAAUGUGUCUGGGUACAAGACGACAUCAGCGUCAGAACUGCAGAGCAUACUGCGGAAGGUUCGAGAGAAGGUGGAAGUAUCCUGACCAUAGAUAACAACACCACAGACAACGCAAAUUCCACAGACAAUGCAAACUCCAGAGACAACGCAAACUCCACAGACAACGAAUGCGCCACAGAUGACGAAUCGGGAAUAGAUCCGCCCAUAGACUAUAUUCAAAUAGAUGCAGAACAGAAAUAUUAUCGAAGUUCAUCGUUCUGUUGAUAUAUUAUUAUGUUAUUAAUAUGAUUAAAUAUAAUUUUCUACCAUUA
Molecule: messenger RNA, 2685 nt
Organism: Colias croceus (clouded yellow)
Lineage: Eukaryota; Metazoa; Arthropoda; Insecta; Lepidoptera; Pieridae
Product: epidermal growth factor receptor kinase substrate 8-like
Exons: 17
Coding region: 183-2459 (758 amino acids)
Biological process (GO): regulation of Rho protein signal transduction; Rho protein signal transduction
Cellular component (GO): plasma membrane
Molecular function (GO): actin binding
Source: RefSeq, a predicted model, not a curated record